Gracilinanus agilis (Agile Gracile Mouse Opossum) is the source of this 3615-nucleotide messenger RNA. RefSeq names its product Rho GTPase activating protein 23 (gene ARHGAP23). The transcript is spliced from 22 exons. Gene Ontology annotation, molecular function: protein binding. NCBI's taxonomy places the organism in Eukaryota, Metazoa, Chordata, Mammalia, Didelphimorphia, Didelphidae. The record is from RefSeq and is a predicted model, not a curated record. Bases 16 to 3615 code for a protein of 1199 amino acids. Gene Ontology annotation, biological process: signal transduction.
AGCCACCUGGAGCCCAUGGACACCAUCUUUGUCAAGAAUGUGAAGGAUGAUGGCCCUGCCCACCAGGCUGGGCUUCGGACAGGAGAUCGGCUGGUGAAAGUGAAUGGUGAGAGCAUCAUUGGGAAGACCUACUCCCAAGUUAUUGCACUGAUCCAGAACAGUGAUGAUGCCUUGGAACUCUCCAUCAUGCCCAAGGAUGAGGACAUCCUCCAGCUGGCUUAUUCCCAGGAUGCCUACCUAAAGGGGAACGAGCCAUACUCUGGAGAAGCCCGGAGCAUACCAGAGCCACCUCCACUCUGUUACCCUCGAAAGACCUAUGCCUCACAGGCCCGGGCCUCGUCCCGGGUCACCAUGGUGUCUGAGCCCCACUCGGCACCACCCACUGACCACUGGCGCCCUUCUCCUUGGAGUGAUCCUGGCUAUCGGGCCCUGCCAUCCUGUCCCCAUCCAGACAACGCCUCUUUUGGGAUGAGCCAGCCGCGCCCCAACCCUAGUGCCUUUCCCCGUCUUGCUCCUGAUCCUCGAACUCCCCGUGCCUUCCAGGACCCUGGGGUCCGGGCACCCCCAAGCAAACUGGAGUGCCAACAGGCAUUAUCCCACUGGUUGUCAAACCAGGUACCUCGGAGAAGUGGAGACGGGCGGUGCCCAGUUAUGCCUCCUCGUGCUCGAAGCGUCUCCCAGGACCGGCUGGGAGAUGCUGUGGUCAGUAGACCAUGGCCCUGCUCUGCCUCCCAGGAUGCCCUGUGCCACCUGGGUCACGAAGGUUGGCAUCGGGCUCGAUCUGAUGACUACUUAGGUCGCUUUGUUCGCUCCGCUGAGGCUCUGGGGCCAGGGACUCUGGUAUCUCCCCGAUUUGAACACUCUGGCUGGGUGCCCCAACGCUCGCCAACUCGAACCCCUGCCUGCCUGCCCCAGGACCCCCCGGGCCCGAAACCCCCCGCUCAGCCCACUCAUCCCAGCCUAGAUGAUACGGGUUACAUUGGGUACCGAAGCUAUAGCCCCUCUUUUCAGCGCCGGACUGGUCUUCUUCAGGCCCUUUCCUUCCGGGACUCUCCCUUUGGAGGGUUGCCUACCUUCAACCUCCCCCAACCAUCCGCCCCACAUUCAGCUGAAUCCUCAGAGCCACUCAGGGUUACCCGGACAGAACCCAACACACAGGCACCAGAGCUGCCCCCUGAGGAACGGAGGGAGGAGGUGGUGCUCCGACAGAAACCACCGACUGGGCGCAAGGUGCAGCAGCCUCCCCCAAGGCACAUGAACUUUGGGUUUGGUGAUGAGGCCUCAGAAUCAGAGUCAGGUGGGCAAGGAGAGCAUCCAGGCAGGAGGGUGGCACCAUUGGCAGCUGCUGAAGACUCACUGGCAUCCAUUCCCUUCAUAGAUGAACCUACCAGCCCCAGCAUUGACCUAAAAGCCAAGCAUGUACCAGCCUCCGCCGUUGUGUCCAGUGCCAUGAACUCGGCCCCUGUCAUGGGCACCAGCCCAUCCUCCCCAACCUUCACCUUUGCCCUUGGCCGCCACUACUCCCAAGACUGCAGCAGUAUCAAAGCCGGCCGACGUUCAUCCUAUCUUCUGGCCAUCACCACGGAGCGCUCCAAGUCAUGUGAUGAUGGCCUUAACACCUUCCGGGAAGAGGGCAGGAUCCUCCGACGACUCCCUAACCGAGUGCCCAGCCUUCGAAUGCUGCGAAGUUUCUUCACAGAUGGGUCCUUGGACAGUUUGGGCACAUCAGAAGAUGCCCCCUCCAAGAGGCAUUCAACCUCUGACCUCUCAGACAUGACCUUUAGUGAUGUCAGGAGAGAAGGCUGGUUAUAUUUUAAGCAGAUCCUCACCAAGAAGGGAAAGAAAGUGGGUGGUGGCCUGCGCCAAUGGAAACGUGUCUAUGCUGCGCUCCGGGCACACUCACUCUCCCUGGGCAAGGAGCGGCGGGAGGCGGGCACGACGGGCGCAGGUGAGGAGGAGACGGCGCCCGUCUGCAUCAGCUCGUGCCUGGUGGACAUCUCCUACAGCGAAACCAAGAGGAGGCAUGUGUUCCGGCUCACCACCGCUGACUUCUGUGAAUAUCUCUUUCAGGCUGAGGACCGGGAUGAUAUGCUGGGUUGGAUCAGAGCGAUCCGGGAAAACAGCAGGGCCGAGGGCGAGGACCCUGGCUGUGCCAAUCAAGCUCUGAUCAGUAAGAAGCUUAAUGACUACCGAAAAGUAAGCCAUAUUUCUGGCCCCAAAGCAGACUCCUCUCCCAAGGGCUCUCGAGGAAUAGCAGGGCUCAAAUCAGAGCUCCUGAAGCAGAAUGCUCCCCGGUCUCCCCGGACCCAGGAUCCUCCUUCAGGGACCAAAGAUGACAGCGCUGCCACCUCCAGAGCCCCCUGGGGCAUCAACAUCAUGAAGAAGAAUAAGAAGCCUUCUCCAAGGGCAUUUGGGGUUCGUCUAGAAGAGUGUCAACCUGCUGCUGACAACCAGCGGGUGCCCCUGAUUGUGUCAGCGUGCUGCCGGAUGGUGGAGGCAAGGGGGCUUGAGUCCAUGGGCAUUUACCGAGUGCCUGGCAACAAUGCUGUAGUAUCUAGUCUGCAGGAACAGUUAAACCGAGGACCUGGGGACAUCAACCUUCAAGAUGAGCGUUGGCAAGACCUCAAUGUCAUCAGCAGUCUCCUCAAGUCAUUCUUCAGAAAACUGCCAGAGCCCCUGUUCACGGAUGAUAAAUACAAUGACUUCAUCGAGGCCAAUAGGAUUGAAGACUCCAGAGAGAGAAUGAAAACACUGCGGAAACUGAUCCGAGAUCUUCCUGGUCAUUACUAUGAAACACUCAAAUUUCUUGUGGGGCACCUGAAAACCAUCGCUGACCACUCGGAGAAGAACAAGAUGGAGCCCCGCAACUUGGCGCUGGUAUUUGGGCCCACGCUGGUGAGAACAUCUGAGGACAACAUGACUGAUAUGGUGACUCACAUGCCGGACCGGUACAAGAUCGUGGAGACGCUGAUCCAGCACUCUGACUGGUUUUUCAGUGAUGAUGAAGAAAAGGGAGAAAGAACUCCAGUUGACGAAAAGGAAUCCCAAUCAGUGCCCAAUAUAGAGUACCUCCUGCCCAACAUUGGCAGGACAGUGCCCCCAGGAGAGGCAGGUUCAGAUUCUAUCAACUGUGGUUCCACCAAGUCCAAGGGCUCGUGGGUCCCAAAGAAAGAGCCGUACACGCGGGAGAUGCUGGCGAUCUCCUUCAUCUCGGCCGUCAAUCGAAAACGCAAGAAGAGAAGCGAAGGCCGGGGACUGGGAAGCAGCACGGACGAUGAUUCGGAGCAGGAGGCCCACAAGCCAGGGACCGGGGUCCAAGACGGUCCCGGAGGGCAGCCGCCGGCUCCCGGGGACGCGGGGGCGCCAAGCCGCCACAGCCCCCCGAGGAACCCCAAAGAGGGAGCUGGGGAGCGGCCCGCCGCCGAUACCCGCUCCAUCGUCUCGGGCUACUCGACCCUGUCCACCAUGGACCGCAGCGUGUGCUCGGGCACCGAGGGCCGCGGUGGGGGCGGCGGCGACGAGGCGGACGACGAGCGCAGCGAGCUGAGUCACGUGGAGACCGACACGGAGGGCGGCGGCGGGCCGCGCCCGGGGGCGGAGGGCCGGCUCCCCUGA